AUGCAGAAUCUAAUGCUGACAGUUCAAAAAGGCAAAGAAAAAUCACUACACUUGAUGAACAUAAUAUACCUGACCCUCUUGUUGAAAAGCCAACCGAAAGUCAAAUUAUAGAUGCUAUAAGAAGAACAGGGUGGGAACAUAAAAAACUAGUUGAUUACAUAUAUCAACAUAUAAAAAAGAAAAAAGAAAUUGUUUAA
Molecule: messenger RNA, 197 nt
Organism: Entrophospora candida
Lineage: Eukaryota; Fungi; Glomeromycota; Glomeromycetes; Entrophosporales; Entrophosporaceae
Source: the annotation of a GenBank genome assembly